AUGAGGACAAUCAGUGGCUUUCAAGCGCUUUCAUGUAUCUUUCUCGCACUUGCACAGCUGAGUCGAGCGAGUACCUCUCAACAAAGUGUCCCAAUCAUUGCACCCAAACCGCCAAACAUCGACGCGAUCUCUUUCCUUAGUUCCCGAUCGCAAGACCAAGACAGCAUCUUCAACGAAGCCGUCAAAAUUCUGGACUCAAUGAAAUCUUCACCCUCAUGCAACCGACUUGCAGCAACAAAACUAGUGAGCUCGUGUCAAACAUUCAGCGAUGGCAGAGAUGGCGUGCAGACCGAUAGUCCAGAAAUGCUCGACCAUCUUCGAUCCGUCUAUGCAGCACGCCUGGCAUUGUGUGAGAUCGACGGUGCUGGUACCCCAAUGCCUCCCUCAUGUCUUCCUGUCACUGUCUCGCCUCCUCCACAGAAGAACCGAUUCGCUUUUGUGGGUCGUCACAGAGGCUCUGACCCUGUCUCGGGUGAAGUCCCGAAAGGAUUAUUGGAGCAAUGCCUCAGGACACUUGAGUCACGACCCCAGUGGUGGACUUCCUAUAGCAAUAGUCGACAGAAUGCACUUGUGAUCUGCCAUGCCUCGCGAAUGGAGACGGAAAAAGAGGAGCUUAUCGGCCUGCAUCGAUCCAUUGCCAAGAGCAGCCUUAAGCUCAAUAUCGGGCUUCAAGAGGCUUUGCAAAACGCAACUGCACAAUCUGCACAGCAGUACUCAUUCAUUCAAGCUGUUCAAUCUCUACAAGAGAAGAUCGUCACCGAUAUGGAAGUGACAGACUCUGUGUUUAAACGAAUGUUUGCUAAUUUUCUCCGAGAAAUCGAAGCUGGGAUAUGGUCUCUUCAAGAUUCUAUAUCUGCGGCUUUGUCAAAUGUGCGGACUGGAACAGGAGUCCUUGAAAAGGACAUCCGGAACGUAUCGGCCCAAGUGGAAGCACUUCAACAAGCUCUACGGAGUGCACAUCAAGAUGCAAUGACUAGAAGCCAAGAGACGUUGCUGGCUCAAGAAAGCAAUGCUGUUGUCCAGAGGGAUCUCGCAUCUUCUUUACAUCUGUCCCUCGAGUCGGUUCUUGACUCAGAUAUGGCCAGAGUGUAUCGGGGAAUGCAAAGGUUCGAUGCUGCUAUGGAAUGGUUGACCAGCCGAAUGAACAUGAUUCUUGAGCAAGAAACCAGGAUGACAGAGCGACUUAAAAACAUGGAAACCUUCAUUCAACAAUCUGAAUCUAAAGCAAGCGAGUUACAAAAGGCCCAAUUCCAACAAUCAGAAGCUCUCUCUGCACAAUCGCGGGCCCAGGAGGCCAUUCAAUUUGACGCGCAAGUAUCGCAAGCUUUGCUGGCCAAAACUAGGGUUGCCGCUGCCAAUUUGCAAUCUGUCAUCGACGAUGCAGCUUUCAAGUUCAAGAAUGUCUCAGGAUUUGGUAUCGGGGGAUCCUCCGCAUGGUCUCUCUGUGCCGUCCUACUCGUUGUCAUCGCCGCCCAAAACCUUAAGAUUGCAAUCUCUUUAUUUUUCCUCAUUUUGGGGCAUUCUGUUGCCCUGACCAUCUUCAAAUUUCUUUAG
Penicillium crustosum is the source of this 1554-nucleotide messenger RNA. RefSeq lists its product as uncharacterized. Gene Ontology annotation, cellular component: endoplasmic reticulum membrane. Gene Ontology annotation, biological process: karyogamy involved in conjugation with cellular fusion; nuclear membrane fusion involved in karyogamy. Bases 1 to 1554 code for a protein of 517 amino acids. NCBI's taxonomy places the organism in Eukaryota, Fungi, Ascomycota, Eurotiomycetes, Eurotiales, Aspergillaceae. The record is from RefSeq and is a predicted model, not a curated record. The transcript has 6 exons.